This is a messenger RNA of Engraulis encrasicolus (European anchovy), 1479 nucleotides long. RefSeq lists its product as uncharacterized. The record is from RefSeq and is a predicted model, not a curated record. Gene Ontology annotation, cellular component: plasma membrane. The transcript is spliced from 8 exons. Gene Ontology annotation, molecular function: transmembrane signaling receptor activity. Bases 1 to 1095 code for a protein of 364 amino acids. NCBI's taxonomy places the organism in Eukaryota, Metazoa, Chordata, Actinopteri, Clupeiformes, Engraulidae.
AUGGUUGUCAAAACUGCCCUAAAAGACCAAUGGGUGAAUGAGGGAAGAUUCUCCAUCUUUGAUGACACUAGUGGAGGACUCUUCACCGUGAUCUUCAGAGAACUCACCACUGAGGAUUCAGGGAAAUACAUUUGUGGUGUGAAAAGGGCCACCAGUGACAAACGUGUAGCGGUUGACCUGACUGUGCCAACAGGUUGGUGCUGUGAACAGACUACAAACGUCACCAGCUUCUCAGAGGGAGGGACUGCAGACAUCACCUGCCCUUACCCAGUGGGCUACGAGGACCAGGAGAAGUUCUUCUGCAAGGGGGAGCACCACCACGACUGUGCUGAUCUCAUCUCCAUCAACGAGACUGGUGUCUGGGCAGAGAAUGAGAGGGUGUCCUGUUUUGAUGACGUCACCAGUCGACACGUCACUGUGAAGAUCCGAGACCUGACUGCAAAUGAUUCUGGGACAUACUGGUGCGGGUUCGACAGACGCUGGAGACCUGGCAACCAAUACACUAGGGUCUCCUUGACUGUGGGAACUGUGCCACCAUCACCACCAUCUGGUUCAGGUCUGCUUAUUCCAGUGUCCGUUAGCGUGUCAGUGGUGAUUGUCCUCGUUGCUGUAGCGAUAGCUGUUAUAAUCAUCUGGAGACGCAAAUUCAACCACAACGAGAAAAAAGGGCAAAAUAUGACACGUACAACGACCCUGGCAGGCACAAACAACAGCAGACAGGUCAUCGCUACGGAAGUCAUAUAUGAUGACGUUCCCCCCAUGGGUCUGCAUGAAAGAAUAGGUGCUGCUGAUCGGUCCUCCAUUGGAGCCAGAGCCAAUCUGCCAUCAGACCUCUCAAAUGACAAUACACACACCUACUACAACAUUAGAGAAACAACUGGGCAGGCACAGAAUGCAUCCACCUGUGAUGCCACAAUGCCUUCGGAAUUGCCUGUUUACGAUUCCGUUCCGAAUCCAGACAUGUCAGCCGACAGUGUCGCUUACGUUAGUUGCGUUUUUACAGAAAAUAAUGGGACUUCUUCUGGCUCUAAGACUGUUACAGAGGGUAAAAAGUGUAUUUAUGCCUCGAUAAAUCAUCAACAGGCCUCAAAAUAACCUCUGUCUCUCCGUCACCACGUUUGUAAAGAGCAAGGCGCAUACAUGUACGUAGCUCUCUAUUUUACACACAUUGACGGGUAUUAUAACUAUUAUGCUGUCAAUGUUUUCACAACAGUUAUUUUAUGGAAUAUCCUUCGACUAAACAUUAAAAUGGCAGAAUGUCUGUCCUGACCGCUUUGGAAAUAGGUGUUUGACGAUUUUACAUCAAAUCUUUUGGAUAGUCUGUAUCUGUAUCAUCAUAUAUCCAUAAAAACACCAAACCAAAUCAAGCCAAAAAAAAAAAUAUUCUACUUAUCGCGCCUUAGUAUGUCCUGUUGUGAGCGAUUAAGCUCACUGAACAUAUUCACACAUUUGAAAUUCAUUAUUGUGUUUUCAACCUGU